Belonocnema kinseyi is the source of this 412-nucleotide messenger RNA. RefSeq lists its product as uncharacterized. The transcript has 3 exons. NCBI's taxonomy places the organism in Eukaryota, Metazoa, Arthropoda, Insecta, Hymenoptera, Cynipidae. The record is from RefSeq and is a predicted model, not a curated record. The coding region runs from base 53 to 412 and encodes 119 amino acids.
UCUCAUUUCCUAUAUCAUCGUCAGUCGGAGAGUUUGAUAUGGAACCGCAGCAAUGUUGAAAAAUGCCAUCAGCGCAGCAGCUAUUCUUUGUUGCACACACAUUGUAAUAUCCGGAAGGGCAGCCCUUGCAUUUUCCGAAUCCAUCAUCAAGAUUAAUCUGCUGCUUGCACUUCGCCGUGAAGAUGGAUUUACGAGAUUGCCAGAGCCGGCAAACGGCGUUAAUUCAGGAUGCUGCUCAAACUUCUUAUCACCCACAUCCAACUGCGAAAAAAAUCAUCGCGGAAGUAAAAAAGGCUACAAAGAGCUUAGAGAAAAAUUACAACAUUUCUCAUUGAAGCCUGAGGAAUUUACUUCAAGUACAAGGAAGAGCAGUUGCUUCGCUGGAGAAGAGAAAAGCGGAGAAACGAGUUAA